CUGUAGUUUAGAAUUGAGACUUACCGCUAACUGUAAACACCAUUCAUAUCUCUAUCCGGUGAUUACUACUAAAUACAUUAUGAUGUAUAUGCUAACUAUGUGAUAGGUAAUGACGGAAUAAAAAAAAGUUUUAUAGUCAUCAGUUGUGCUGUUUUACAAAGUCAGUCGGGCUGCGGUAUAUACACCACAAAGUCCUUAAGAAUGGUAGAAAAGCACCGAUUGCGUCACAGGCAAGUAUACACGCGUGUCUGCCGGUAAGCUGCGUGUUUGGAAUAUGUGUGUAUCAGACGUACCAAGGUGGACGACAAACCUACUUCCAAUAUACAAAACUUGUAAGUUGUAAAUUCGUUGGUACAUAUUUUACUGUAGCACGCAGACUGGUCCUACACACUCAUGCUGAUUUUGAGGUGAAUUUAACCUUAAUUGCAGUUUCAAGAAGUUGGGUUUAUUAAGAUUUAACUACCGCCAGUGUAAGACAUGUAAAUAAGGAAGUCCGUUCGUCGGUGCAUGUGAACUCUAUACCGAAGUCGCAAUGGCAAGAUUUUCCACCAUCAAACAAGCUCUUGUUAAGGGUAAGAUGCCUUAUGUCGACGAUGACUUGCUGUGGUGUCCUGAUGCUGAUGGCAAAAUGGUGGAUCUUUCCUGUCUCGACAGCGGACCUAACAUCAUUGUCCAACAACAGUCCGAUGUUCUCCAGGAACUGUCACAUACAGACUUACAUGUCCUAGUUCCCGAACUUGAAGAAGAGGAAGAAAUUAUGCGACAAUUCUCAGCUUCAGAUUUUGAACUUGAUGGUAUCUUCGCAGAUAUCGAAACGAAAGUAGAAAACAGUGGUAUCCUUAAUCAGCUGUUAACGUCCCAACCUCACCUAGAAGAGAUUCAGAGUUCCACACGUAAAAGGAAGAGAAGAAAAUGUGUCGAAGACUGUGGUGCAAGCUGCAGUCGAAUUACUCCUGCGUCGGAAGAAAACCUCCCUGUUCUGACAGCGUCAUCUUGUUUUAACUCUUCUUUGACGUCCAUUGAAGAAUUUGGACUCACCAAUUCAUUAACAGAUGUUUCUAGUAUCCCACUUUCGUCUUCUGUAGCAGCUGUGAAUAGUAACUCCUCCUCUAUUUUAACCUCAGCACUUCAAUCUUCAGGACUUCUUACCUCACCUGAAAACUCUUAUUCCCUCUUAACAGAGACAACUGAAUCACCGGGACCAUCUAAUGGGGCGUCGUCACAAGUAACCCCUUCUUUGCUGACGACUGUCCUUCAGUCCUCAGGUUUACUAAACACCAAUCUUCCAAAUCACACAGUCUCCACUGGUACUUUGGCCUGUCCACUUGUUUGUAAAGUUAGAGGUACCGUAACCUCUUCCGCAAGGUCAGUUUCCCAGGUAACCAACUUUCUUCUUCACCCUAUAGAAACUAAUCCAGCGCCUGACACUACGACGACACGUGGAGUUAAUCGUCUUUCUUCCAUCACCGGAGUAAGCAACGUCAAUGUGAAUGGAUGCGAAGAUGCUCGACUGAACCCUGGAGGUCGUGAGGUGACCAAAAACACGCUUCAGCCGAAGAAAUCCCCAGGCCAUCACAAUCAGGCCAAGACACUACUUCAAAAUAUUUUACAGCAACCUCCUCAGCAUCUCCCAUUCUCCAUGGUCGCAUUGUCUCACCAUCCAGCUCUCUCCUGCAGCAGUACAACGGGCUCCUUACCUCCAAGUCCAGCUGAUAGUGGAGUGUCAGACGUGGACAGUAGUAGUGGUCACUUGAGUAACGACGAAUCAAAACCUAGACUCAGGAGCGCACCAGCAGCAUCAAGAACCCCAGAUUCACCUACAUUUAAAGGCCAGUUUUAUUUUGAGUCCUAUCCCCAGGUGGCGCUGUCAUCACACCAGUCCCACCACAUCUAUUCACAAAAAACCUUUCCUGUUAUUACUCCCUUCUCUUCAGAGGGCCAUUACAAAACCUUACAAGCUCAGAACUUCGAGGAAUCUCUGAGUUUGCAGAAGCCCCAUAGUACCAACAGCAUUCCUCAAGACAGUCGGGGUUCUUCCAUUUCAAUCCCACAAACCCACACUUUUUCUUCCCAACAUCGGCCUGCACCUUCAGUUAAUGCAGGCCAUCCUCACGUGUCAAGCACCAGUCACUUAAAUUCCCCACACUCUUUGGGUCUGUCCUUACAUCAACAUCCUCAACUAUCUUCCAGUAACAUUCCUUUAGCUUUAUCAAGGCCAUCUUCAUUUUCGUCAACAUCACCUUCCUCUUCUGGACUUCAGUCUCCUAGUGAAAAACCUUCAGCUAUUCCAACUUCCGUUAUCACUGCGGCUCAUAGCAGCAGUAACCUUGGAAACGAUCCAGAUCCGUCCUUCUAUGUUGAAGAUCUCUCUUUCCAACCUCGAUCAAGAAAGAAAGGUCGAAAACCGAAAAAUUCUGAAGGUGGCGCAACAUCUGUGAAAAGAAAGAGCAGGGAAGGUUCGACUACAUAUUUGUGGGAGUUCUUACUUAAACUUUUACAAGACAAGGAGUACUGUCCACGGUAUAUUAAAUGGACUAAUCGAGAAAAGGGAAUCUUUAAACUGGUCGACUCAAAAGCUGUUUCUAAGUUGUGGGGUGUACAUAAAAACAAACCAGACAUGAACUACGAGACUAUGGGCCGGGCUUUGAGAUAUUACUAUCAAAGAGGUAUCUUGGCGAAAGUAGACGGCCAGAGGUUGGUGUACCAGUUUGUUGAUGUUCCAGAAGAUAUUGUAGAGAUUGACUGUUCAGGCACUGGAAGUAACUGAUAGUUGUUUUAAGAAGCAACAGUGUCGUAGCAAUGUCUGGGAACUUCUGUUACACAACUGCUUGUUUUGUUAAAACAGUGCAGGAUAUCUUUAUGGUAACAACCCAGAGAAAUGAUUCUUUCUUGGCCAGAUGAACUCCAGAAAGUUAAGAAAAGGCGGUCCUUGCACAGAAACUUUUUACUGUGAUUGUUCUUUGAAGAAUUAAAGAAAGGACUCAUUCCAGAUAUUCUCAAGCAAUGCUUACAGAUGAAGAAAUAUUACACUUGUACCAGAUACUAUUUUUUUUAUAUCAGGGAUACUUAAUCUUCAUCAUUAAUCCACAGAUAUUCCAAACAAACUUAUUUAUUUUUUCUUUGAGCAAAAUCGUAGGAAUUGCAACUGUUAUAGUAAACAUGACGACAUCGCAUAAGAAGAAUUAGAUGUUGAAGAAAAACGUGUACAAGGCAUGACGAUGUAUUGUGUACAGUAUUCAGAGUAUUUGUGUUUGUUUUGACACGUAUGGAACAUACGUUUCUGAAUUUGUCUCCGAUUCUACCACCAGGAAGCGGACUUUUUUUUUUUUCAAAAUGAAAUUCAUAGUCAGUAAUCGUGUUUAGGUCUCUAAGUAAUCUGAACUGAAAUCGUCAACUACUGAAACUGUGGUGAUAAAGAAAAAAGUUAUUGUUGGGUAUUUCAUUUCUGAAAAAAACUGAAAUGUGUAUAAAAGGGUGUUCUUAUACUGUUUUACCGUAAAUAGUUUUGCCAUAAAAGCGAUAUAAUUUCUCCAAAUACGUUUUGUGUAAUAAGUAUUUGUGUUAAGAACUGUUAGAAUAUAUAUAUAUAUAUAAACACGCAACAUAUAGCUACACAUUUAAAUGUACAUGCCUUUUCAGAAAGAAACGUGACGACUAAUAUUAGCACUUCUUUUAGAUUUAUGGUAAAAUGUUUCUGCGCAUGUUCAUGAAAGAAUCUUCCUUUCAACUUUUUUGUUGCAUACUCUUGUGUCUAUGUUACUGCGAUAUAGAAAAUUAUUUCAAGGAAGUGGAGUUAAACUAAUUACAAAGUAAAUAUAAAAACAUAACAAUAUAUGAACAAACAUAAUGCGUUGAUUUAAACUUGAUAACUGUGCCUUAACUGAAUUUCUCUAUCUCACUAUUUUUUUAUUUUAUUUUUUUACAGACAACCAUCUGAAGCUAUUUAAAAUGUAUUUAAACAUUCCUAUAGGAUCUGGUUAUAUGUACAUAAAACAAGUGGCUACUUCCGGCUAGGCUAUUUGUUAUGAAUCUGUGUAAGAAAAGAAAACCUUUUCUUUGGGGGUUUUAUACAUGUACUCUGAUCAUUUCACCUAGUUUUGUAAAUAGUAUUAGGUUUA
Limulus polyphemus (Atlantic horseshoe crab) is the source of this 4118-nucleotide messenger RNA. RefSeq names its product ecdysone-induced protein 74EF-like. Gene Ontology annotation, biological process: cell differentiation; regulation of transcription by RNA polymerase II. The coding region runs from base 533 to 2767 and encodes 744 amino acids. The record is from RefSeq and is a predicted model, not a curated record. Gene Ontology annotation, molecular function: sequence-specific DNA binding; DNA-binding transcription factor activity, RNA polymerase II-specific. Gene Ontology annotation, cellular component: nucleus. NCBI's taxonomy places the organism in Eukaryota, Metazoa, Arthropoda, Merostomata, Xiphosura, Limulidae. The transcript has 10 exons.